This is a messenger RNA of Pedinophyceae sp. YPF-701, 1428 nucleotides long. NCBI's taxonomy places the organism in Eukaryota, Viridiplantae, Chlorophyta, Pedinophyceae. The record is from the annotation of a GenBank genome assembly.
AUGUGUCUUAGACUGACAGAGUUGUCGACCCCCCCCUUGUGCCUCACUGCUCCCGGGGUCGCUUUUCCGCGGGAAUCACUGCUAAGCGACCGUAUCGACGGAUCGCCAGGCACUUUGGAGCGGGCCUUCGCGCCGGUCAAGCACGGCAUCGAUUUCAACACGCUGUUGAUCUCACGCCCUUGCCCGCCCGUGUUCGGGCCGCGAGGCGUCGUUGGAGCCCACACUGCGAGCACCAUGUACCUGCUCGUCCUGCUGCUCAUCACGUUGAGUGCGUCGUCGCGGGGCGUUUGCGCCGCGACGCGCCUGGAAACACGGCCCCCGCGACAGUCUUGCUGGUACGGUCGCGUUGAGUCGUGGAAUCCCGGGGAGAAGUGCGUGCGGGCCGCGGGGCCGUUCCCGAACGCAACGUGCCCACUAGGCACGUGGCCGACGCAGGUGGCGUGUUGUGCGCCCGCGACCGGCGCGUUCUGGCAGGGGUGCUCGCCGCAGCCGGAGACGCGUAUCGGCAAGCUCCUGCGGAAGAAACGCGCGGCCUGCCGUGCCGAGGAGGCGGAGUGGAAGCGAGAGGUCUGCGACAAUGGUUCGUUGAAUGCCUUCAACUGGUGUCAGGAGGGGGAGUCCUCGCCCGCGCGCAAGGUGAUCGCUCUGACGUUCGACGACGGCCCGAUCGUCGACAUGCCCUGGCCGUACACGGACACGUACGCCGUGCUUGACGACCUGGCGGCGGCGGGCGUCACGGCUACCUUCUACAUCAGCCCGGGAACAUGGGGCGGCGAGGACAUGCUGGACGCGAAGUGCGAGGCGCUGCGGGCGAUCCGCGACGCCGGCCACGAGAUCCAGAGCCACACGUGGACGCACAGGCCGAUCCCGGACAUGUACGCCGACGGAACCCUCAACAAAGAGCUAAUACAGGUCCAGAGAUGGGUUUCGAAGUGUCUGGGCACGCGUGCGCGCCCCAUCGGUCAGGUUCGGCCGCCGUUCGGUUCCAUCACCAUACCGGCUCUCAAGCACAUCAACGAUCUCGGGCUCGUGGUGUCGAUGUGGAGCGUGGACAGCGACGACUGGCGCGUGUCUCUCCUGGUGCAGUCGGAGGGCAUGAGCGACGCCGACGCCCGCCACCGCAUCGCGAACAGAGUCCUGCACGGCAUUGAUCCCGUCACCCUCCAGGACCUGACGGAACACGAUCCACAGUUGGCGACGUUGACCAAGAUGGUGCGCGAGGGCAAGUCGGCCGUCGUGCUGCUGCACGACCACGCGUACAGGCCGGGCGUCGUGCAAGACAUCGUGCACGCUGUGCGUGCCAUCGACCCUUUGUACCAGUUUACCACGGCAGGUGUGUGCUACCACGGCUGCGGCGACGUGCACUGCGACCAAGGAUCCCCGGCUGCGGCGCCGUGUGGCGAGGAAGCCUGCGGUUGGGGCGUGUAG